Messenger RNA from Geodia barretti, 969 nucleotides. Lineage: Eukaryota; Metazoa; Porifera; Demospongiae; Tetractinellida; Geodiidae. The record is from the annotation of a GenBank genome assembly.
AUGAGAUCAAGGCGCUCGUUGAUGCAAGAUGGCGGGAGUACGGAAUAUGAGCGCAGCAGCAAUCCCCCUGUCCGCGGCGCGCAAGAUGGGCAGAAGAUGGGCCGAAAGAUGGGACUAUUCCUGGACGCAAUAAAGUUCCACGAAAGCAUCUUCGCGCUGCCAUUUGCUUACACGGGCAUGAUACUCGCCGCUUGGACUGAAUCCGAGGCGGUUCGCUGGUAUCCCACGCUGCACCAGUUCAUCUGGAUCACCGUCGCAAUGGUCGGCGCGCGCACUGUCGGAAUGGCAGCCAAUCGGAUCAUAGACCGUCACAUUGACGCGCAGAACCCGCGCAACGCCUCACGCCACCUGCCAUCCGGCAAGCUCAGCAUGCGCGACAUGACGCUGCUUACACUUGUUGCAUUCGCCGUGUUGAUAUUCGCGGCAUAUCAGCUCAAUACACUUGCACUCGCCCUUGCGCCGGUCGCCGUAGCCUACCUCAUCUUCUACCCGUACACGAAGCGCUUCACAUGGGCAUCGAACCUGCUGCUAGGCUGGGCGCUCGCAAUAGCGCCCUCCGCCGCAUGGAUAGGCGUAGCCGGCAGCCUUCCUUGGCAGUCGGUCUUGCUUUCGCUUGCUGUCGCCCUCUGGGCAGGCAGCUUCGACAUCCUUUACCACACUCAGGACUAUGACUUCCAGAAGCAGACAGGGCUGCACUCCAUUGCCAGCCGCUUCGGUGUCGUUGGCGCGUUCUGGUGGGCGCGCGUCAUGGAUGGCUUGGCGCUUAUAGCCCUGAUUGUGCUCGGAGUGUGGCUCGCCAUCGGUUGGCCCUACUACAUCGGCAUCGCGCUCGCGGCUGGCUUCCUGAUCUACAAGCACCGUCUAGUCUCCCCCGAUGACCUAUCGAGCUUGGGAAUGGCGUUCUUCCGCAUUAACGCCUAUGUGUCCACGACCAUGUUCACGGCAACCCUCAUAGCGGUGCUGAUAUGA